GCUGUUUUGGCGGGGUGGCUGGGCUUGAAGCUGUCCAGGGCAUUGGCGGCGCUGAUUGGCUGGUGCCAGCUUAAGGUGUCGGGCUAAUCGCUAGUGGUGGAUUCGGGCAUCAUGAAAAAGGGCCCAGCCUCCGCAUUUUCGUCCCAUCGCUAGAAUCGACGGCGCUGAAUUCAUGGAGUGAGCGACGGGGCGUUAGGAAAAUGUCGAUCGAUUGAUUGUUGAAGCUCUCAGGAGCUUAAGUGCUAUUGGGCCACUGAGCAUCCUGAUCCUGUAUUCUCUACGAAGCUCUGCCGAGGAAUUCGGAUCUGUUUUCCUGGUGUCGGUGUGAUCGAAUCGGCACGUUCAAGAUCUCUGCAGAUAAAACAUGUGUUCGGCUCGUUCUGCCGAGCAAUUCAGAAGCCGAGCUUCUGACUAUUCGAGGUGCCAGUUGCUCGAGUACUUGGAGGAACCAAGCAAUAUAAGCAAUCGUGGUUCGUCUCAACCAGGGUCUUUUUGAGCUUGGGAUACAGAAGACCGAUCUAGAACUCAUGGGCUUGGAAGAAGAACCUCAACCGACAACCAACUACCAGGAAAUGGCCCGGAUGGCUCUCCUUCCGAUUAGUAACUGCCCAGGCACAGCGACGAAAUUUUGACUCAGGCGAAUCCAGCUCAGUGUUGACGAUGAUGCCGGUUCGCGAGUCAGCAUACAAACAUCACCAUGAGAACAGCACGCGCUCACCGUGCAACAUCGCGCCUUGGCUUCUCCAUAUCUCAGAAGUAGAACUUGAUCUGGACGAACUGCAAGGAGUGAUUGCGAGAUGGAGCGGCUGAGUGGUGUGGUUGAUGACAAUGACUUCAUCGUGACCGCAUUCGGGCUCGGAAGCAAAAGCCAGCUCCGACCGAUAUCAAAUACAUACAUUUUUGACUGGUGCGGGGGAGUAACGAUAGUCCUGUCGGGCCCUCGGUGGUCCGACAUCCAUUUUAUGCUGCGCUCUGCUUGGUGGUAUGCUAACUUUAUGAUAGAAGGAUCGCUCGAUCCGAUGAGCCAGAGGUACAUAAGGCGUUGAUCGACUCGGGCUCUCGGAGUUAAGAUUUCGCCCAGACUCCAUAGAUAUAGUCCUGAGUCGUGCCUGUUCUUCGUCUCUGAUAUCAUAAUUGAAUAUGUUAUAUCACCGUGUAUAUUUCCUGCUGCCAUUCCCCCGUUUUGAACUCUUUCCGCAUAAUCUGGCAUAGCGUUCAUUCAUCGUGCGAGACUCAUAUCUAACCCGCCCGCCAUGGAGAAAGACAGCUUCCCCGGGGAUCCGCCCAGGGACUCUGAGCAACACCCCCGCAAAUCCCAAUACUCAACCUCCGACACCACGACACUCCCGUCCCCAAACUCCGGGGAAGAAAACUUCUUCUCGCCCAUUCAGACAAACCAGUCCGGGCGACCCGGGACUAUAUCACGCCAGAAGAGCGGGGUGCCACGCGGGGAGGAUGAAUUCACAAACGCUCUCUCGCAUAGGCGGACAAGCUCCACCUAUGCGGGGAAGGGCGAAUCGGACGACAUGGACCAAAUAGUCAAGCUGGUCUCGCGAAUGUUUGGCCAUGAGCGUAAGGCCAACUCCGACGAGGAGCAGACGAGACACCAGGGUGUUAUGUGGAAGAACCUUACCGUGAAGGGCGUUGGUCUGGGAGCCGCGCUCCAGCCGACGAAUGCGGAUAUCUUUUUGGGGUUACCUAGGACGGUCAAAGGUCUGUUGACUAAGGGAAGAAAAGGCGCUGGUGGGAAAGCGCCGCUGAGAACUAUUCUGGAUGACUUUACUGGCUGCGUGAGGCCUGGUGAGAUGUUGCUGGUCCUAGGUAGACCUGGCUCUGGAUGCUCGAGCUUCCUAAAAACCAUCGGAAACCAAAGAUCGGGUUACAAAAGUGUCGAAGGAGAUAUCUGUUAUGGUGGGACAGAUGCCGAUACUAUGCUGGACAAAUAUCGCUCAGAGGUCUUGUACAAUCCAGAAGAUGACCUCCAUUACGCUACGCUCACCGUCCGUGAAACCCUAAUGUUUGCGCUCAAAACACGGACGCCAGAUAAAGGAUCGCGUCUACCGGGUGAGAGCCGGGCGGAAUACCAGGAGACAUUUUUGUCCACAAUCGCCAAGCUAUUUUGGAUUGAGCACUGCUUGGGGACAAAGGUUGGUGGUGAGAUUGUCCGAGGAGUUUCCGGAGGAGAGAAGAAGCGUGUCUCUAUCGGAGAGGCGUUGGUUACCAAGGCUAGCGUGCAAUGUUGGGACAACUCGACGAAAGGACUUGACGCAAGUACUGCUUCAGAAUAUGUGCAGAGUCUGAGGACUCUUACCAACAUGGCGCACGCCUCUACCCUUGUGGCUCUCUAUCAAGCCUCCGAAACCCUAUACAGGCAAUUCGACAAGGUAAUGCUAAUUGAAGAUGGAAAGUGCGCGUACUUUGGACGGGCAGACAAGGCUAAAGCCUACUUCGAGGGACUGGGCUUCGAAUCCCCUCCUCGCUGGACGACUGCAGACUUUUUGACAUCUGUCAGUGAUCCCAAUGCCCGACGGGCAAAGGAAGGCUGGGAGGACCGGAUACCACGAUCCGCAGAAGACUUUCAGCGAGCAUAUCGCAACAGCGAAAAUUACAAGGAGAACUUGCGAGAUAUAGAGGACUACGAAAAAGACGUUGAAUCGCAAGCCGCAGAGAGGGAAGAGGCUCGGAAAAAGGCGCCGAAGAAGAACUUCACUGUUCCGUUUCACAAGCAGGUCCUCAUUCUCACAGAAAGGCAGUUCCGUAUCAUGUACGGUGAUAAGCAGACACUUGUCGGAAAGUGGGCUAUCCUCACCUUCCAGGCGCUCAUUAUUGGAAGUCUUUUCUUCAAUCUUCGACCUACAAGUGGAGGCACCUUCACACGAGGUGGCGUCAUGUUCUUCGUCCUGUUGUUUAAUGCCCUACUCGCUCUUGCAGAGCUCACCGAUGUUUUUCAACACCGGCCUGUGAUGCUGAAGCACAAGACAUUCUCCUUCUACCGCCCGUCCGCAUACGCGGUCGCGCAGGUUUUAGUGGAUGUCCCAAUAAUAUUUAUCCAGGUCACGCUCUUUGAACUAAUAGUCUAUUUCAUGGCGAAUCUCCAAAGAACACCCUCGCAGUUCUUCGUCAAUUUCUUAUUCAUCUUCAUUCUCACGAUGACGAUGUAUUCAUUCUUCAGAACUGUGGGAUCGUUCAGUCAAUCCCUUGAUGUUGCCACCCGUAUCACUGGUGUUGCAAUCCAGGCACUUGUUGUCUAUACUGGCUAUCUCAUUCCUCCCUGGAAGAUGCACCCGUGGCUCAAGUGGCUAAUUUGGAUCAACCCGGUCCAGUACGCGUUCGAGGGUAUCAUGGCAAACGAGUUUUACAACCUGGAUAUCCAAUGUGUGCCACCAAAUAUUGUGCCCGACGGACCUAAUGCGCAGCCGGGUCACCAGAGCUGCGCUAUUCAAGGCAGUACGCCCGAUCAACUAACGGUCCAAGGAUCGAACUACAUACAGUCCGCGUAUACGUACAGUCGGUCCCAUCUCUGGCGCAACUUUGGUAUCAUAGUAGCCUGGUUCAUUUUCUUUGUCGUUAUGACUAUGAUUGGAAUGGAGCUUCAGAAGCCGAAUAAAGGUGGGAGCGCGGUGACUAUCUUCAAGAGGGGGGAGGCCCCGAAAGAUGUUGAAGAUGCAGGCAACGAUAAGGAGAAGCCAGGCGACGUCGAAUCCGCGUCCAAUGGUAACGCUCACAACAAUGCCAACAACGAUGCGUUGGACAACUCGGGUGGGAAAGUGGAGGGUAUCGCCAAGAGCACGUCCAUCUUCACAUUUCAAAAUGUGAACUACACGAUCCCUGUCAGCGGCGGGAAGAGGCAACUUCUGAAAGAUGUCCAGGGAUAUGUUCGCCCUGGCCGACUCACAGCGCUUGUUGGAGCUUCCGGCGCAGGCAAAACAACCCUGCUUAACGCACUGGCCCAGCGUUUGGACUUUGGUGUCGUCUCUGGUACAUUUCUGGUUGAUGGAAAGCCGCUGCCACGAAGCUUCCAGCGAGCAACUGGCUUCGCCGAGCAACAAGAUAUCCACGAGCCAACGGCCACAGUACGGGAAUCCUUGCGCUUCUCAGCUCUCCUUCGUCAACCAAAAGAAGUUCCCAUCCAAGAAAAGUACGAUUACUGCGAGAAGAUCAUCGACCUCUUGGAAAUGAGACCAAUCGCCGGCGCUACAGUAGGAUCAGGUGGCACGGGACUGAACCAGGAGCAGCGCAAGAGACUGACCAUUGCCGUCGAGCUUGCGAGCAAACCGUCUUUGUUGCUUUUCUUGGACGAGCCGACCUCGGGUUUGGACUCGUUGGCUGCUUUUAACAUUGUCCGAUUUCUUCGGCGAUUGGCAGAUGCAGGACAGGCAAUCCUGUGCACCAUCCAUCAACCGUCGGCGGUGCUGUUUGAGAUGUUCGAUGAUUUGAUUCUCUUGAAGAGUGGCGGAAGAGCCGUGUAUAACGGCGAGCUGGGGACUGAUUCUUCGAAGCUUAUUGAGUAUUUCGAGCGCAAUGGUGGCAAGAAGUGUCCCCCUGAUGCGAACCCUGCAGAGUACAUGCUUGAGGUCAUUGGCGCCGGAAACCCAGAGUACAAAGGUCAAGACUGGGCAGACGUCUGGUCCGAAUCACAAGAGUGCAAGGCUCUCUCAGAGGAGAUCAACAACAUCAUCGAGUCCCGUCGAGGCGGCGAGCAGGAACGGAAUAAGGACGACAACCGCGAGUAUGCUAUGCCGAUCUGGAUCCAGAUUGUGACAGUCACCAAGCGUUCGUUUGUUGCGUACUGGAGGACGCCUGAGUACACCAUUGGCAAAUUCGCCCUCCAUAUCUUCACCGGCCUCUUCAACACGUUCACCUUCUGGCACCUCGGAAACAGCUAUAUUGACAUGCAAUCACGCCUCUUUUCCGUCUUCAUGACCCUCACCAUCAGCCCACCUCUUAUUCAGCAGCUGCAACCACGCUUCCUCCACUUCCGAGGCCUUUACGAGUCCCGCGAGGCCAACUCGAAGAUUUAUUCGUGGACUGCGUUUGUUACCUCCGCCAUCGUCCCUGAGCUGCCAUAUUCCAUCAUCGCCGGCUCGAUCUACUUUAACUGCUGGUAUUGGGGCAUCUGGUUCCCCCGCGACUCCUUCAGCUCGGGCUUCACCUGGAUGCUCCUCUCCCUCUUCGAGCUCUACUACAUCGGCUUCGGGCAAUUCAUCGCGGCCUUCUCUCCCAACGAGCUCUUCGCCUCCCUCCUCAUCCCCUGCUUCUUCACCUUCAUCGUCGCCUUCUGCGGCGUUGUUGUCCCCUAUGUGGCCCUCCCUACCUUCUGGCGAUCCUGGAUGUACUGGCUCACACCUUUCCACUACCUACUCGAGGCGUUCCUCGGUGUGCUUGUGCAUCAGGUUCCAAUGGAGUGCGUUGAGCGUGAGGAGGCACGGUUCUCGUUGCCGCCGGGGAGUAACUCGUGUCAGGAGUAUGCGGGUGGGUUUACGAGUCAGGCGGGGGGUUAUGUGACUGACGUGGGCGGUGGGAUGUGUGCGUAUUGUUUGUAUAGUGACGGGGAUGAGUUUGCCUCGAGCUUCAACGUCUUCUACUCCCACAAAUGGCGCAAUUAUGGCAUAUUCUGGGCGUUUAUCGUGUUCAACUUCGCGGCAACAUUCUUCUUCUCGUGGCUAUAUUUGCAUGGCGUCAACGAUAUGAAGCGGUGGUUCAGUGCGCGGAAGACGAAGAAGGCCGCGCCGGCGGAGGAGGCGGAGGAGAGUUAGAUUUCCCAUCUUCUUAUUCGUCUUGUCUUGGAAAGGAAGGAGAAUGUGCCGGAUAGGAAUGAAUGUGUGGUGGCGGAGCCAUUAGUACUGAGUAAUGGACUGUUGCGUUGGGAUGCAUGAUAUGUGUUGCAUAGACUGGGUGGGAUUGUACCAUACUCGCACGGAAUAAAUCCGACUUCACACUGA
This is a messenger RNA of Aspergillus calidoustus, 5942 nucleotides long. NCBI's taxonomy places the organism in Eukaryota, Fungi, Ascomycota, Eurotiomycetes, Eurotiales, Aspergillaceae. The record is from the annotation of a GenBank genome assembly.